CUGCGGGCUGGACAGUUCAUACCUUCUGGAACUCGCAUCUCGUUCACGACGUCGUGCUUCGCCGAUAUCCAGAUCCAUGACAGGCACGACCCGAGUAAGUUCAUCAACGCGACGGUGCUUCUUCUAGUGUCAGCGCAGCCCACCGGAUCGCCACUAAACCUGUGCGCAUUCGAGCUGCUACGCAUUGGCAUGGUCCCGAGCCAGCCUGUGCUACUAGAUGGAAUUCAACCAGAAAUGUCGCAUCCGCCAACAUUGG
Molecule: messenger RNA, 256 nt
Organism: Amoebophrya sp. A25
Lineage: Eukaryota; Dinophyceae; Syndiniales; Amoebophryaceae
Source: the annotation of a GenBank genome assembly